This is a messenger RNA of Paraphaeosphaeria sporulosa, 987 nucleotides long. Its product is annotated as WD-repeat protein-like protein pop3. Gene Ontology annotation, cellular component: TORC1 complex; TORC2 complex. The transcript is spliced from 4 exons. Gene Ontology annotation, molecular function: protein binding. The record is from RefSeq and is a predicted model, not a curated record. Gene Ontology annotation, biological process: regulation of actin cytoskeleton organization; TOR signaling. NCBI's taxonomy places the organism in Eukaryota, Fungi, Ascomycota, Dothideomycetes, Pleosporales, Didymosphaeriaceae. Bases 1 to 987 code for a protein of 328 amino acids.
AUGUCGGUCAUUCUGUGUACUGCGGGCUAUGACCACACAAUUCGCUUCUGGGAGGCGCUCUCCGGCAUCUGCUCUCGGACGAUCCCGCACCCCGACUCGCAAGUCAACCGCCUAUGCAUUUCACCAGACAAGCGCUUCCUCGCCGCAGCGGGCCACCACACGGUCAAGCUAUACGAGAUCAAGUCGACGAACCCGAAUCCCGUGCUCACCUUUGAGGGCCACACAUCAAACAUCACGGGCGUUGCUUUCCACUGUGAGGGCAAGUGGAUGGUGACGAGCUCCGAGGACGGCACAGUCAAGAUCUGGGACACGCGCUCGGGCAGCGUCCAGCGCAACUACACACACGGAGUCCCUGUUAAUGAUGUCGUCAUCCAUCCGAACCAGGGCGAGCUCAUUAGCUGCGACCGCGGCGGCAACGUGCGCAUCUGGGACCUCGGCGAGAACAAGUGCUCGCACCAGCUGAUACCCGAGGACGAUGUAUCCGUCGCCAGCGUCACCGUUGCGAGCGACGGCUCGAUGCUGGUCGCCGGCAACAACAGCGGCAAGGUCUACGUCUGGCGCAUGGUCCAGCGCGGCGAAGUCACCUCGCUCGUGCCCGUCUGCACCUUCGUCGCCCACCAGACCUACAUCACCCGCGUGCUGCUCUCCCCCGACGUGCGCCACCUCGCGACCUGCAGCGCCGAUCACACCGCCCGCAUCUGGUCCAUCGACACGUCGCAGCCGCACAACGUGACGGUUCAGGACAAUCUGCCCGGUCCCGCCGAUCGCGACGCCAACGCCUUCCCCCUCGAGACUACCCUCCACGGCCACCAGCGUUGGGUCUGGGACUGCGCCUUCUCCGCCGACUCGGCGUACCUGGUGACUGCAUGCUCCGAUCACUAUGCGCGGUUAUGGGAGCUGAACAGCCAGAGUAUCAUAAGGCAAUACAACGGACACCACCGCGGUGCCGUGUGCGUCGCGCUGAACGACACUGCUGUUGGUAACUAG